UGUUCUCUGCAGCCGUUCUUUGAGCGUCUGGUGAAGAGGAAGUGGCUGAGCAACUUGGAGCCCUACGAGCAUAUUGAAGCUCUCGUCAAGGAGGACUUCAAGACGUACCGCAGGAUGGACAACCCUCCGUAUCAGCUGCUGGUGGCAGAAGUCCACCGGCGGGUGGUGAUGGAGUACCUCCGGUCGGUCAUGAGAGGAAGAAUCAUCUGCACCUCCAUGAAGAUGAGGAAGAGGAUGGCUGGCCGCCUCCGAGAUGAAGGCAAACAGAUCAAAGUUCUCUUCAAAGAGCUGGAGUCUCCGUCCAGCUGGUUGGACAGUGCUCUGUCCCACAUCUCAGAGAUCAUCCAGCUGGAGGAUGUCCCGUCCAUCCAGAUGGAGGUGGGGGUUCUGGUCCGGGAGUUUCCAGACAUCAGGAAGAAGCACGUGUCGGCCAUAUUGAACAUCCGGGGCAUGACCAGGCAGGCGGAGCGUCAGGAGAUCACCAACAUCGUCAAAGACAUCGAGAGCAGCGACGUUGGGCCGGGCCCUCCGGCCCGGGACCGCGCCCUGUUCUCCGAGGUGCCGGUCACCUCCGAGGUCCACUGCCUGAACCUGGGCCUGAGCCGCGUCGCCCUCACCGCCUCGUCCUGCAUCGCCUCGCUCAGACCUCGUCGACGCAAAGCCCGAGCGCCGGUCCAGGAGAACCCGGAGGAUGUUCUGUGAACGAGUCCAGGUUUGGUUUGGAGGUCGGGACCUUUUACCGGACCUCCUGUCUGCUGGUGGAGACAUUCGGGAUUUCUAGAACCUUCAAACUGUUUCAGACUGAACUUGUUUUUUCCUGACUGGAUUUGUUGGGAUGAAAGAAUUUUCAUGUUGGGGAACCGAAGUAGGAACACUUAGAACCUUAGACCCAGGUCCAUGGAAGACCGGACUGUGGGACCGGGAGGAGAAAGAUGAUGACGACUGAUAGUUAAUGUGAGAUGAAAGGAUGAAGAUGAACGUUUUCCCAGUUGAAAUCUGGAUCUCGAGAGGAGUCAGAGCUGAACUUCAGGAACAAAACCAGAAACAUCUGCAGCUCUUCGGUUUAUUUUGUUGAAGCUUUAACCAGAACGAAGCUGAGCAGAACCGAUUUAACCCUCCGGUCUUCCUGAUCCGGCUUUGGAUCCACAGCCUUUCAUGCUUCUUCCUGCAGAACUUUUUGACUGAACGGCACUUUAUCCAUGAGCAGUGAAG
Molecule: messenger RNA, 1212 nt
Organism: Nematolebias whitei (Rio pearlfish)
Lineage: Eukaryota; Metazoa; Chordata; Actinopteri; Cyprinodontiformes; Rivulidae
Product: exocyst complex component 3-like protein 2
Exons: 4
Biological process (GO): exocytosis; exocyst localization
Cellular component (GO): exocyst
Molecular function (GO): SNARE binding
Source: RefSeq, a predicted model, not a curated record